Molecule: messenger RNA, 2702 nt
Organism: Phycodurus eques (leafy seadragon)
Lineage: Eukaryota; Metazoa; Chordata; Actinopteri; Syngnathiformes; Syngnathidae
Gene: rac3b
Product: Rac family small GTPase 3b
Exons: 6
Coding region: 127-705 (192 amino acids)
Biological process (GO): actin filament organization; cortical cytoskeleton organization; small GTPase-mediated signal transduction
Cellular component (GO): cell cortex; cytoplasmic vesicle; plasma membrane
Molecular function (GO): GTP binding; protein kinase binding; GTPase activity
Source: RefSeq, a predicted model, not a curated record
CACUCGUCCUCUCGCCUUUCACUGCAGCGGACUGGCCCGCUGCUCUCAUCCGAGUCCCAAGAGCUCCCCGUCGGAUCUAUUCAACGACCAGCGCCGGCUCCCCGGAAGCCCUCAGCUCGUGCACAGAUGCAGGCUAUCAAAUGCGUGGUGGUCGGCGACGGGGCUGUGGGUAAGACCUGUCUGCUGAUUAGCUACACCACCAAUGCAUUCCCGGGUGAAUACAUCCCCACCGUCUUUGACAACUACUCUGCCAAUGUGAUGGUGGAUGGGAAACCAGUCAAUCUGGGCCUAUGGGAUACAGCCGGACAGGAGGACUACGAUAGGCUCAGACCAUUAUCUUACCCGCAGACGGAUGUGUUCUUGAUAUGCUUCUCCCUGGUCAGUCCGGCUUCCUUUGAGAACGUCCGAGCUAAGUGGUACCCUGAAGUGAGACACCAUUGUCCCAACACACCCAUCAUCCUGGUGGGCACCAAGCUCGACCUGCGAGAUGACAAGGACACCAUCGAGAGGCUGCGGGACAAGAAGCUCUCCCCCAUCACCUACCCGCAGGGUCUGGCCAUGGCUCGAGAGAUUGGGGCCGUAAAGUACCUCGAGUGUUCGGCGCUGACCCAGCGAGGCCUGAAGACGGUGUUCGACGAGGCCAUCCGAGCGGUGCUCUGCCCUCCGCCAGUGAAGAAGAGGGGAAAGAGGUGCACCAUGUUCUGAGAGGAAAACACUGCAAAAACAUGUCACUGCGAGUCAUUAAACUAGGAGCACUACAUCUCGGAGAGGAUGAGGGGCGAAAACUAGCUUGAGUGGGUGUGCGCCGCUAAGAUUGCUUUCUUUAUAUUGAUGUUUUUUCAACGCGAUAUUGGUAACAGGACCAAUAGUUCUCUGAUUGUGUUUCGUUACUGAAUAAGGUCAAAUACAUUGACUGUCUACCUACGGUACUUUGUACUCACAGAACCACACUGAGUUCCCAAGAGGGCUAACGUAGGUUUCUAUUACUUGUCUUACACUGCUAGACUGUCCUGUCUUUCUUAGUCCUGCUCGCUUGAAUGAAUGCAGUGCUGACUGAUAGAACGUGAACUGUGACCACGUCUUAAGGAUACCGAGUAAGUUCAUAGAUUAGACUACCAAUACGAGGAACUGCUUAAACGGUUAGCCGUCUAGUCCUAAAACUCGUCCUGAAAUGACAAUUUAAGCAUGUUGACAUCAAGGAACUGCUAUUGAACACAAUGAAAAAGAAAUGAAUGUUUUGUAAGACAGAGUAAUCAUCAAGACUUCAUGCAAGUAUUGAUUAACACGAGAAGAGAAGAAAUACUUCAACAUGUUGCCCUUGGUAAAACAAAAUCUGAAAAGUCGUAAAUCAUAAUAAUCCUGCAAUUUCAAUAGAACGACGAGGUUAGCGUGAGGAAAAACAUUUUAGAUGAGGUGACGUUUAGCUAUCCGAAAACGAGUCUCGCAAUUUGAAUUUAGCCAUAGGGACGGGAAAAUAUUCGAUAAGGGGGGAGAAUAUUCCAAAUCGGAACAAAGUCUGGAAAAUCUGCGUUGUAGACUUUUGAGAGUAUGAAUGAACAUGAAAUACACGCAAAUGACAGACUUCUGCAAUCACAACGUACUAUGACAUCAUGAAAACAAUUCAGGCAACUUUUGGUCAAUUUGCCCGCAGAUUUGUCGGCGAGGUGAUCGCCGCGAUCGGUGCCAACAUGUCGAUUCCAUAGUUUUCAUUAUCAAACAUUUUGAUAUCAUUACCCGAAAAAGGUUUGAACUAUGUCCUUAACCUAAGACCCUCGAUAGGGCUCCGUAUCCAAAUAAAUUGUUCCAAGUGCAAAUUGGUAAUGAAGGCAUCCUAUCUCGACACCUCAGAACCAAUUUUCCAUAAUGUUGUGUGGGCCAACUACUGUACCCGGUCAAUCUUGUCAGCGGGCUAUUUUCUCUGAAGGAAUAUUUUACAAAAAAAAUUAAUAAUAAAUAAAUAACAAUCAUAAAUCCCAACUGUGCUGUCCUCCAUUUGGACUCAAUAAAAGUGCUUUCAUGGAAAAAUACAACAGUCGCAAGCGUUGACCCAAACUAUGCUGUAAUGAAGAGACUGACAUGACGUUGCAAAGAACCCAAUUGCCACUUUGAAUCCCAUUUUUAUUGCAUUUCAAAUCACACAAAGCAAGAUGGAUGACAUGGACGUUUUGCUUCCCGUCGCUGAUUGUCAAACGUCAUCCGUUGUUACUCGAGUGUUCGAGCAACUUCAUCGUAACUGUGAACAAGUGACAGACACGCGUCAACAACCUCGCUGCCUCCGAGGGCGGAGGAGUUUGCAUGCGUCUUAAAAUAUUCCGCCAUUUGUUUUGAUGUUGUGUAUGCGUGCGUGCGUGCGUGCGUGCGUGCGCAAGAACAUUGUUUGAUCGUUUGGGGGACGUGCAUGAAAGACAGCGUUGUUUUAAGACUUUCAAGUUUUGAGCGUCACAUUUUGGGGACUAUUUCCCGUUGUGCUGCAGUCAUAAACACGACUGACAAAAAGGAAAGACCAUCUGAUGAUGUACAGAAUCAUGGAAUGCUUUAUGAAUAUCGAAAUAUACCUGGAUAUUUAGCUCUUACGACUCUAAAAUGAGGCAAAGUGAUGUCAUGUCGACGUGAAAAGUGUUGCUAACGUUGUAAAAUGAAGGGGCCAAUUUUAGUUGGGUUUAGCCGUCAGUGACCAAAAAAAAAAAAAAAAAAAAGACAAA